This is a messenger RNA of Mycena citricolor, 2267 nucleotides long. Lineage: Eukaryota; Fungi; Basidiomycota; Agaricomycetes; Agaricales; Mycenaceae. The record is from the annotation of a GenBank genome assembly.
AUGGACUCAGUGCCGCCGCUCAUGGCGACGAACACGCGGGAUCGGAUAGUCAAGACGGUCCCAGAACCCGCUACACAACGUCUUUCCGACGCCGAGUUCUUUGCACACGAUGAAUUCGGUGGCACGAAACCGAACGCACGCGUUCUGCGGGACCAUUUCUUCCGGGAGGGUCGAUUAACGGAAGAUCAUGCGCUAUACAUCCUCGAGCACGCGACAACACUGCUCCGCAAAGAGCCGAACAUGGUGGAGGUGCAGGGUCCGGUUACGAUUUGCGGAGAUAUCCAUGGGCAAUAUUAUGAUCUCAUGAAACUUUUCGAUGUGGGCGGUCCACUCACGGACAACUCUUACAUCUUCCUCGGCGACUAUGUGGACAGAGGGUCCUUCGGGAUCGAAUGUUUGCUAUACCUAUAUACCCUCAAACUCUGGUUCCCUCACAAAUUCACUCUCCUCCGCGGCAAUCACGAAUGCCGUCAACUGACCGAGUACUUCACGUUCAAGCGCGAAUGCUUGCACAAGUACUCUGAGCGCGUGUACGACGCCUGCGUUGCCUCUUUUUGCGCCCUACCCAUAACAGCGCUAGUUGAUGGGCGGUUCUUCUGUGUGCACGGAGGUCUCUCCCCCGAACUCGGCCUGUUGUCCGACAUCGCCAACGUGAAUCGUUUCUCAGAGCCGGGAUCGCGGGGACUGCUGUGUGACCUGCUGUGGAGCGAUCCUAUAGCCAAUUUCGGACACGAAGACCCGCGAGAGGUACCUCCUGGCACCACCUUCACGCAUAAUGCGACACGGGGUUGCUCUUACUUCUUCACAUACGAAGCUGCCUGCCAAUUCUUGGAGCGAAAUGGGUUGUUGGGCAUUAUCAGAGGUCACGAAGCACAGGAUGCAGGCUAUACUAUGCAUCGCAAGACACCGACAAAGAAAUUUCCCUCUGUCAUCACUGUGUUCUCUGCUCCGAACUACCUGGACGUGUAUCACAACCGGGGCGCCAUACUAAAAUACGCCAACAAGAACUUGACUAUCCGGCAGUACAACUCAUCUCCCCAUCCAUACUGGUUGCCGAAUUUCCAAAAUGCUUUCACAUGGAGUCUUCCAUUCGUCGGUGCCAAAAGUCGGUUUCCCUGUGCUAAUACGCGAGUGCUGUCUGAUCUUUACUAGUUACGGAAAUGCUGUUGGCUGUCCUUUCUGUGUGCUCUGAAGAAGAGCUGGAGAUGGAAUCAUCGGACGAGGAAGAAACUCCUGAGACGAAUAACGACGAAGAAAUGCGCACGGCGCGAACUCUCGGAAUUAGCACGCCUGCCGAGGCUGCCCGACGACGACAAGAGAUCAAGAACAAAAUUAUCGCUGUGGGUCGGAUGCAAAGGGUGUUCCAACUACUUCGAGAGGAAGCCGAGUCUGCAUCUGAGCUGGUCGAUGCCGAGGCUGGCGAGGCUGGAGUGUUGGAGGGACUGAACGUGCAGGGAGUGGUCAGAAACAAUAUCCAUAACUUUGAAGACGCUCGACGCUCAGAUCUCCUAAACGAGCGUCUUCCCACAUUCCCCUCUUUAUCUUUGCCUGCUACGCCCAUCGACCUCGUACCGAGCGGGCCACCCACGCCGACCGGACCCUCUCCUCUUGUACCGUCUAUGCGGAUACCAGGCAGAGACGAAGGGCUUAACAUGGAGUUCCUUAUCCGGCAGACCUUGCAGGACGGGUCCAGCGCAGGCGACGAUAUCGAGCGCCUGGCUGAUCGGAUCGCGUUUCGCAACAGGCGGCCUGGAGGUGCACUAAAGCGCAACGAGACAAUAUAAUAUCUAUCUCCCUCGUCUCAUAUGGAGCUCCUUCAUCAUGUUGACUGGCUGUAGUGUAUCUCGAGAAACGAUAUGUAAUUGUAUGUUGCUGAUGACGUAAUCAGAAAACCCCUUUGUUCUUGUCGUUUACUUCUCAAGACGCGCCACAGAUGGAUGUUGACACGGACAGCUCUAGCGGAGACGAUUGGGUGCGAGUGACGAGUGAGGACGGGCAUUCUUUUCUCGUGCGACGCAAAGUCGCCGAAGUCAGCGAGACGAUGCGAGAUAUGCUGGAUAGCUCUGGUGAAUACGCGGAAGCCAAGACGAAGACCUGUCCGGUCCAGCAGCGAGCUGUGAUCACGGAAAAGCUGCUGGAGUACAUGGCAUUCAAGGCACACUACGAACGCGCGGGUGCGAAGGAGGAGAUUCCAGUGAUGGAAUUCACCGAACGUAUACCGCCAGAGAUUGUCCUGGAGCUCUUGCUGGCGGCUGACUAUCAGAAUA